Molecule: messenger RNA, 2613 nt
Organism: Penicillium macrosclerotiorum
Lineage: Eukaryota; Fungi; Ascomycota; Eurotiomycetes; Eurotiales; Aspergillaceae
Product: DNA topoisomerase 1
Exons: 6
Coding region: 1-2613 (870 amino acids)
Biological process (GO): DNA replication; DNA topological change; chromosome segregation
Cellular component (GO): chromosome; nucleolus
Molecular function (GO): DNA binding; DNA topoisomerase type I (single strand cut, ATP-independent) activity
Source: RefSeq, a predicted model, not a curated record
AUGAGCUCCUCAGAGGAUGACAUUCCUCUCGUGCGCGCCAACGGCCGCGCCAAUGCUGUGCCCUCUUCAGCCAAGUCUACUGCAAAAUCACCCACGAUGAACGGCGGUCUCGAUCCGGGUGUAUCGGUGCGAUUCGGCCCCGUGCAGGAUAAGGACGUGGAGAUGCAGGAUGGGGAUAAGCAUGGUGUCAUCAGCAAGCGCAAGUCUCGGGCCAGUAUUGACAAACAAAAGUCAUAUGCUGAACCCGAGAGUAGCGACGAAGAUGACCAGCCUUUGAGCAAACGUCGCCGGACCGCGAUCAAACAUGAGGACCCUGAGUCAGACGAUGAUGUUCCCCUUGCCCUGAACGGCCGAAAGCUGCCCAAGGCUUCCGAAACUGCGAUUGGAGAAGAAUCCGACUCUGAUGUUCCAAUCGAGAGGAAACUUUCCGCGCAAAAGAAGAAGAUUGAGCAGAAGGCCGAGAAGGAUGCGCGAGCUGCGCGCAGGCCCUCUGCUGUCAAGAAAGAAACCAAACCCGCGACCUCCAAGAAGCAGACAAACGGCGUCAAGAAGGAACUUCCUGAUGACAAAACCACCAUCAAAAAAGUCAAAGCUGAAUCAACCACUCCGAAGAAAAGCAAAGGCAAGGUGAAGGCAGAGAGCGAGGAUGUCGAAGAGAACGAUGAUGAUGAAUAUCGUUGGUGGGAUGACCCCACUAAGGGCGAUGGAACCAAGAAGUGGACGACCCUGGAGCAUAAUGGCGUGGUAUUCCCUCCACCUUAUGAGGCGCUCCCGAAGAAUGUGAAAUUGAAGUAUAAUGGGGUUCCUGUUACUCUACACCCUGAUGCAGAGGAGGUUGCCGGUUUCUUUGGUAGCAUGCUCAACUCCACUCACAAUGUCGAGAACCCGGUUUUCCAGAAGAAUUUCUUUCAAGACUUCAGAGACAUUCUCAAGAAGACAGGUGGUGCCAAAGAUUCUCAAGGCAACAAGGUUGACAUCAAGGAGUUUGCCAAGUGCGACUUCAAGCCAAUCUUUGAGUAUUAUGAUGCAAAGCGCGAAGAGAAGCGAAACCUACCUGCUGCCGAGAAGAAGCGCCUGAAGGCCGAGAAGGAUGAACAGGAAGCUUGUUACAUGUUCUGUCAAUGGGACGGCCGCAAACAGAAGGUUGGUAACUUUCGCGUGGAACCGCCUUCGCUGUUCCGUGGCCGCGGCGAACACCCGAAAACCGGACGAGUGAAGACGCGUGUUCUCCCUGAACAGAUCACUAUCAAUAUCGGCAAGGAGGCCACAGUUCCACCACCUCCACCCGGACACAACUGGAAAGAGGUCAAGCAUGACCAAGAAGGCACCUGGUUAGCUAUGUGGCAAGAGAACAUCAACGGCAACUACAAAUAUGUCAUGCUUGCUGCCAAUUCUGAUGUCAAGGGCCAGAGCGAUUUCAAAAAAUUUGAGAAGGCUCGUGAGCUCAAAAAGUACAUCGACAAGAUUCGCAAGGACUACCAGAAGAACCUCAAGCAUGACUUAAUGGUUGAGCGUCAAAAGGCAACCGCCGUCUAUCUCAUCGAUCAGUUCGCCCUGCGUGCUGGCAAUGAGAAGGGCGAAGAUGAGGCUGAAACCGUAGGUUGCUGCUCAUUGAAGUACGAGAAUAUCACUUUGAAGCCGCCAAACACCGUUGUCUUCGAUUUUUUGGGUAAAGAUAGUAUCCGAUUCUAUGACGAAGUUCAGGUUGAUCAGCAGGUCUUUAAGAACCUGAAGAUCUUCAAGAAAGCGCCGAAGAAGAAUGGCGACGAGGUCUUUGAUCGGUUGACUACUUCGGCGCUCAACAAACAUCUGCAGAACUACAUGCCCGGUCUGACCGCCAAGGUGUUCCGUACUUACAACGCCUCCUUUACCAUGAGCAACUUGCUUAAAGAAAUGAAGGCUUCCGGCACUAUUGCCGAGAAAGUUAAGGCCUACAACGACGCUAACCGCAGAGUUGCUAUUCUCUGUAAUCACAAGCGAACGGUGGGCGCGGCACACGCAGGCCAGAUGGAGAAGAUGGGUGAACGAAUCAAGGGGCUUCGUUACCAGAAAUGGCGAAUGAAACAGCAGAUGCUCGAUCUUGAGCCCAACCUCAAGAAAAAGAAGGGCCCUGCAUUCUUCGCCAUUGACGAAGAUUUGACUCCUGAAUGGAUCAAAGAGCACCAGGCGUUCCUGCUGGAAGAGCUUACCCAGAAGAUUAAGAAGAAGUUUGAGAAGGAUAACGAAAAACUUGUUGCUGAAGGCGAGAAAGAGAUGAAGGUUUCUGAACUCGAAACUCGUUUGGAGAUUGUCAAGGAAACGGAGAAGAAGUAUAAUAAAGAGAAUAAGACUGGCAAGGUCGAGGCAGAGGGAAGAGGCCCCACAGUUGAGAAGCUGGAGGCCAAUAUCGCAAAGCUUGACCAGCGUGUCGAUACCAUGUCACUGCAGGCACAAGACAAGGAAGACAACAAGGAGGUUGCCCUUGGUACUUCUAAGAUCAACUAUAUUGACCCCCGCCUUACUGUUGUCUUCAGCAAGAAGUUCAACGUUCCUAUCGAGAAGUUUUUCUCGAAGGCGCUUCGCGAGAAGUUCGAGUGGGCAAUCAAGUCCGUCGAGGAGGACUGGGAGUUCUGA